Molecule: messenger RNA, 2019 nt
Organism: Colletotrichum higginsianum IMI 349063
Lineage: Eukaryota; Fungi; Ascomycota; Sordariomycetes; Glomerellales; Glomerellaceae
Product: Pre-mRNA-splicing factor CLF1
Exons: 2
Coding region: 1-2019 (672 amino acids)
Biological process (GO): spliceosomal complex assembly; mRNA splicing, via spliceosome
Cellular component (GO): U2-type catalytic step 2 spliceosome; post-mRNA release spliceosomal complex; Prp19 complex
Molecular function (GO): protein binding
Source: RefSeq, a predicted model, not a curated record
AUGGAGGCAUCACGAGGGCCGCCAAAGGUCAAGAACAAGGCCGCCGCACCUGUUCAGAUCUCUGCGGAGCAAUUGCUUCGGGAGGCAGUUGACCGUCAAGAGGUUGCGCUGCAAGCGCCCACUCAGCGCUUUGCCGAUUUGGAGGAACUGCAUGAGUUUCAGGGAAGAAAACGGAGAGAGUUUGAGGACUAUGUCCGGCGCAACAGAGUGAAUCUCAACAACUGGAUGCGCUAUGCACAAUGGGAGCUGGAACAGAAGGAAUUCGCGCGCGCUCGAUCGGUCUUCGAGCGCGCGCUGGAUGUGCACCCUAAUGAGAUCCGUCUUUGGAUUAGGUACAUUGAGUCGGAGAUGAAAUGCCGAAACAUCAACCAUGCGCGAAAUCUACUCGACAGGGCCGUCGCGCGCCUGCCCCGUGUCGAUAAACUAUGGUACAAGUAUGUUUACAUGGAGGAGAUGCUGGGCAAUGUCCCGGGAACCCGUCAAGUUUUCGACCGUUGGAUGCAGUGGCAGCCCGACGAAGCGGCAUGGAGCGCCUACAUCAAACUAGAAAAACGAUAUGGCGAGUACGACCGAGCCAGGGACAUAUUCAGGGCCUUUACGCUUGUUCACCCUGAACCCAGAAAUUGGAUCAAAUGGGCACGCUUUGAGGAGGAAUACGGCACUAGCGACAUGGUUCGUGACGUGUUUGGAACUGCCAUCGGAGAAUUGGGCGACGAAUUCGUGGACGAGAAGCUCUUCAUCGCCUAUGCGAGAUACGAGGCAAAGCUGAAGGAGUACGAGAGAGCCAGGGCAAUCUACAAAUACGCCCUGGAUCGUUUGCCUCGUUCCAAAUCCAUGGCCCUCCACAAGGCAUACACGAUGUUUGAGAAGCAGUUUGGGGACAAGGAUGGUGUUGAGGACGUCGUGCUGUCGAAGCGUCGCGUCUUUUACGAGGCUCAGGUGAAGGAGAACCCGAAGAACUACGAUACGUGGUUCGACUACACACGCCUCGAGGAAACAUCUGGUGACCUCGACAGAGUUCGAGAUGUUUACGAGAGGGCAGUUGCCCAAGUGCCACCAGCGCAGGAGAAGAGGUUCUGGAGGCGCUACAUCUACCUAUGGAUCAACUACGCCAUUUUCGAGGAGCUUCAGGCAAAGGAUGCCGAGCGCGCACGGCAAAUUUACAGGGUGUGUCUGGAGCUGAUACCGCACAAAAAGUUCACGUUUGCCAAGAUCUGGCUGCUGAAGGCGCAGUUCGAGCUCCGUCAAGGCGAGCUCACGGCGGCUCGCAAGACGUUGGGCCAGGCUAUCGGCAUGUGUCCCAAGGACAAGCUGUUCAGGGGCUAUAUCGAGUUGGAGCUCAAGCUUUUCGAAUUCUUGCGAUGUCGGACGCUGUAUGAGAAGCAUAUCGAGUGGAAUCCGUCCAACUGCCAGACCUGGAUCAAGUUUGCCGAACUCGAGCGUGGCCUCGAUGACCUGGAGCGUACCAGAGCCAUCUUCGAGCUGGCUGUCAGCCAGCCGGUUCUCGACAUGCCUGAGCUGCUGUGGAAGGCGUACAUUGACUUUGAGGAGGAAGAGGGAGAGUACGAGAGGACAAGAGAGCUCUACGAGCGCCUCCUCGAGAAGACGGACCACGUCAAGGUAUGGAUCAGCUUUGCGCACUUCGAGCUCAACAUACCCGAAGAUGAGGAGGAGGCAGAGGAGGAGGCGCCGAUCAGCAACGAGGCCAAGGCACGGGCGCGCAAGGUUUUCGAGCGCGCACACAAGAGCAUGCGCGAAAAAGAUCUCAAGGAGGAGGCUGUCACACUGCUCAACGCUUGGUUGUCGUUUGAGCGGACGCACGGCGUCGACGACGACGUAGCGAAGGUGCAGAAGUUGAUGCCGCGCAAGACGAAGCGCAGAAGGCGCCUCGACGAUGACAGCUUUGAGGAGUAUAUUGACUAUGUUUUCCCGGCCGACGACAAGCAGACCCAGAAUCUAUCCAAUCUGUUGGCCAUGGCACAGGCUUGGAAGCAACAGGGAGGAGAUGCUGCGGCAUAA